UUGGUCUCGUUUGGUCCUCUGUCCUACCCGUAGUUCCAGGCUUUCAAUACGGAAGCAGAUGUGAAUAGCUAUAGCAUUAAGUGGUGUUUUAGUGUUUUUAUUCCUAAUUAGAACUACAACUAUAUAACAAAGACAGUCCAUUAAAUACCGAGAUACGUGGCUCUGUGUGGCUUAUGUUGUGUUUGACAGCGCGUCUAUCAGAAAUGGGCUUCCCGUUUUCAUAUUUGGGUGAACUCUGUGGAAAGCGUCAUGUCAGUUGCUAGCUAGCAAGUUUCAGCACUACUUUACUCGUUCCUAAAGUGUCCUUCAACCGGCAAAAUGAAGGUACGUUCGUCUGUUUUUGCCUCGUUUAUUUUAAUAUUUGAAGUGAUUGGCAUUGCUCUUUUCCUGCGGGGAUUUUUCCCUGUACCUGUCAAGUCUUCAUUCUCAUCCAAGAGCACACUGUCAGAUCUGCCAGCGGAGCCGCUGACAGGGGGUUCCUCAAAUUCAUCACGCAUCCCUCAGCCCUUGUUUAAAAGGGUGGUUAUAAUGUUAGUGGAUGCCCUGCGGGAGGACUUUGUGUUUGGACCUAAUGGUCGCAUGUAUAUGCCCUACACCAGACACCUGGUGGAAAGAGGCUCUUCACACAGCUUUGUGGCCAAGGCGAGGCCUCCAACAGUCACCAUGCCCAGGAUCAAGGCUCUUACCACUGGCAGUAUCCCAGGCUUCAUUGAUGUGGUCAUGAACCUAAAUUCUCCUGCACUGCUGGAAGACAACCUUAUUUGGCAGGCCAAAACAGCGGGGAAGAGGAUCGUCUUCUACGGAGAUGACACCUGGGUGCGCCUCUUCCCCAAGCACUUCAUGGAGUAUGAUGGCACAACCUCCUUCUUUGUUUCUGACUACACUGAGGUUGACAACAACGUGACCCGUCAUUUGGAUAGCACCCUUAAAAGAGACGACUGGGACAUUUUGAUCCUCCACUACCUAGGCCUGGACCACAUUGGUCAUAUCAGUGGACCCCACAGUUCACUCAUCCAACCCAAACUCCUGGAGAUGGAUGACAUCCUGAAGAAGAUUCACAGUGCCCUCAUUUCAAAGGAGGCAGAGGGAUCCUUGCCCUACCUGCUGGUGUUGUGUGGAGACCAUGGCAUGUCAGAGACCGGCAGCCACGGAGGCUCAUCAGAGCCGGAAGUCAAUACGCCCCUGGUGCUCAUAAGUCCUGCCUUCAAGAGAAAAGUGGCAAUGGAGAAGCCUGGAGUGGUGGAGCAGGUUGACCUGACUCCAACCCUGGCCCUGGGACUUGGUCUGCCCAUAUCUCAGAACAGCGUGGGCCGGAUCAUCCCGGGUGUCUUGGAGGAAACCUCACUCCGAGACCAGCUGCGCUUCCUGCAUCUCAAUGGCCACCAGCUCAGCUGCCUGCUCAGAGACAGCAUAGCCAACUACGAGAAAGAUGCUGGCUUUGAGAAGUUCCGUGUGGCAGAAAAAGCUCAUGGGAGCUGGAUGAAGCUCUAUCUGGAGGGUAACACCUCCGAGGUGCUGUCCAACAUGGGCAAGAAGGUCCUGAAGCAGUAUCUGGAGGCCCUGGCCGCCAUGAGCUUGGCUCUCAGCAAACAGCUGGGCAAGUACGACAUGUACUCCAUGGUCACAGGCAUGGUGUUUGUGUUUCAGCUCCUGUUGGUUUUACUGCUGGCGAUGCCUGAAGCCCUCAGCGGUGUAGCAGCAGUGGACCUCCCAGUCCUCUCCACAUUGCUCUCCCUACCUUUUUACCUUCUGUGCCUGCUGCUCGCUUCAGUGCAUGUCCUGGUGUGCACAUCUGCUGAGAGCUCCUGUUACUUUUGCAGCCUCUCCUGGGGUCUCGUGUUCGCUGCUGUUGCCUUCUCUUCAGGAAUGUUUUGUAUUCUUGUUUCCAUGGCAACGCAGCGACUUCCCCUGGGACAAAAGAUUCACGGGAAGUCCCCAUCAAGGUGCAGUGUCAGUGAGUGGUCGCUGUCAGAGUUGGAUGUGUUGCUGCUCGCUGGCACAGUUGGGCACACUCUCAGCUUGGCGGCCAGCAGCUUCGUAGAGGAAGAGCAUCAAACUUGGUACUUUCUGCUCAGCACCCUCUGCCUCGCCGUCUUCCAGGAUGUCUGCCGCAAGUACUUCAGAGAGCAGAGUGGCUCUGGAGAAGAAGAAGAGCACAUCCUCCCUUCCAAAGACUCUCAUUCCUCAGCUUAUCCUAAGGCAGAGAUUUGCUCAGAGAAGUGGCUAGCAUUGGCCACACCGCCCUUCACUCUCUUGUGCUGCCGGCUGCUGCGCUCCCUCAACCAGACUGGGGUGCAGUGGGCUCAUCUCCCUGAUGUUGGACAUUGGCUUAACAGCUCUGAACACAGGCUGGUCCUCUCCCUGUUGGCUGCCUUCUGUUUGGUUCUUACCUACCUCCUGGUUCAAAGACGGUGCUCGUUGGUCUCCAAGGUCGCCCUCGCCUUUGGACUUGUGGGUGUCUACAGCUACCGGGCAGCGGUCGGCAGUGUCUUGUUUCCCUGGCAACACUCUGGCCGAACUAUGUCCAAGGGAACAGUGGAGGCCCGCUUUGUUUACGUCUUUGUUUUGGGCAUCCUCUUCACGGGCACCAAGGACCUGCUGCGAUCCCAGAUCAUCACUGCAGAUGCCAAAUUGAAGAGCAGGGGAUUAUGGGAGAUUUACAGCGGCUUGGUUUUGUUGGUUUCACUGCUGUUUCGUGCUCACAACCUGCCUGUGCUGUGCUGCUGCCUGUUGAUCCAGACACUCAUGGCUCAGUUCAUCUGGAAAAAACUUCACUAUGACGCAGCCCAGACCACUAUCAUGCACUACUGGUUUGGUCAGGCCUUCUUUUACUUUCAGGGUAAUUCCAACAACAUUGCCACUGUCGAUAUUUCAGUGGGCUUCGUUGGACUGGAAAGUUACGUAGAAGCACCUGCCAUCUUCUUAACAGCCCUUAGCACUUAUGCAGGGCCGCUGCUCUGGGCGUGUCACCUCAUCUGCUACCUCAGCUCAGAGACAGACAGGAGCCCGGUUGCAGUCGGCCAUGGUUGCUACUGUUUGGCCCUGCUGAGGUCUGUGCCAGCUGCAGCCUACAUUGUAUUGGUAACUGUUCUGCGCUACCAUCUCUUCAUAUGGAGCGUCUUUUCACCCAAAUUACUGUACGAGUCGAUGCACCUGCUGCUGACUGCAGGAGUCUGUCUCUUCUUCAGCACAAUGGAGCAAAGCCAGUAAGUGUUAGGGAGGAGCCAUAGACUGACCGUCUUCCCUUAUGGAAUACACAGAGGGUUGAACGCAGUCUGUUAUUACUGUAUGUAAGACACACUCACAUAUGCAUAUUCUCUCUCUCAUGUUCACAAUAUGUGAAUAGAUGCUUCAAAGAGAGACAGUGGACUCUGUACACCUGGUUUGCAAAAAACACUUUGCACUUAAUGUAUUUUUCUGAGUGCUUUAUUUAAUAUGUCAUUUUUCAAAGGAGAGAAUGUCUGAAGAUGAAUAAAAGUGAAAAGCUCUACGGAUCUCACUGGAAAGACAACAUUUUUACAUAUAUAUAUAGUGGAAAAUACCUCAGGGACCGGUGUUCGUUGAGCUGCUGAGCUGUGUAGGCAGCAGGGGGGAGUGUCACAUCGGUGUGUACGAUAUGGUCAUUGAGUGGCUUCAUUCACAUUUCCUGAUGUGUUUUGGUUAGCCAUGCUACUAACAUUACCUACUUUCUAUUACCAGCAAUUUCUACCACCAGUGUGUAGGCACUGAUAAAUUAAAAAGCAGAUUAACAUCCUAUAGCCCUUGCGCUCAUUGCACCACCCAAAAGUUUUCCACAAGGCCAGGCAGCAGACGUGUUACCACUGUUUUUGUAGCUAAAUCUAGUAAGCUAUGGCAGAGAAGGUACCCACAGCAGCUUUCGGUCGCAAACAGAAGAUAGUAUUCGAGAAAAUUACAACUAAAAAGAAGUUGGAUGCUGCAAGAAGUAAAACCAGAAUUAACAUUGGUGUGGCUUUUCA
This is a messenger RNA of Monopterus albus (swamp eel), 3977 nucleotides long. It is a transcript of the gene pigg, whose product is annotated as phosphatidylinositol glycan anchor biosynthesis class G (EMM blood group). Gene Ontology annotation, cellular component: endoplasmic reticulum membrane. The record is from RefSeq and is a predicted model, not a curated record. The transcript has 13 exons. Gene Ontology annotation, biological process: GPI anchor biosynthetic process. Bases 319 to 3210 code for a protein of 963 amino acids. Lineage: Eukaryota; Metazoa; Chordata; Actinopteri; Synbranchiformes; Synbranchidae.